Molecule: messenger RNA, 4161 nt
Organism: Aphidius gifuensis
Lineage: Eukaryota; Metazoa; Arthropoda; Insecta; Hymenoptera; Braconidae
Gene: Pits
Product: interferon regulatory factor 2-binding protein-like A
Exons: 4
Coding region: 1003-2547 (514 amino acids)
Biological process (GO): regulation of transcription by RNA polymerase II
Cellular component (GO): nucleus
Molecular function (GO): transcription corepressor activity
Source: RefSeq, a predicted model, not a curated record
CGACGACGAUCAAGACCCCGACAGACGAGCUCGUUUCCUGAGGUACCAGCAAGUGGGGAACAGGGUCGUUGCGGGGAAAUGAAAUAUACGCGCAUGCGCUUAUACACAACUGUGACGUAGUUGUCUGUGACGCAUUGUACGCUCAUUGGUUACAUUUAAUAAUGUGUAUUAUUGGUGGGGAUAAAACCGAUACCCGUAAGCCUGCUUAACCGCCGCAUUCUCGAGCGUUCCGCGUUCGUCAUUGCUCGUCUUUUUAAAACUCGAGACGUAUUCUCAUAAUUAUUUUGCUGGAUUAUUAUUAUCAUCGAUAUUUUCAUUGUGUUUAAUAUUAUUAUUAUCAAUAUUAAUUUGAUAUAAAUUAUUAAAACAUAUUUAUUACUAUUACGUGUUUUUUGUUUUAAAUAAUAAGAGAAAAGAAAAUGUUUUAGUUGAAAAAAAACAAAAACAAGGAAGAAAACAAAAGAAUUUUUUAAGUAAAAAAAAAACAUUGAUAUUCAAGUGUUUAUAUUUCAUUUCGUGAUAUCUUGAUUUAUUGAUAAAUAACAGUGAGAUUUUUUUUUGUUUUUUGUUUUUUUUUUUUAUUUGAUCAGAGAAGCCACCAUUUUACUCACCGAACAUUUGUGAAGAGUAUAUGGACCCCACCCUUGUCAAUUCACAGGAGAAUUUGAGUCACGCCAUUUGCUGCAAAUAAAUAGAUAAAUAAAAAUUUAACGAGUGUGUGUUUUAAUGUGAUUUUUAAUAAUUUUUAUAUUAUUAUUUGUGUGACAUAUUGUGGGUGAUAUAAUAAAAUUUAAAAAAAAUAAAUAAUGGCAGGAUAUAAAAUUGUGCAGUGAAUCAUUGUUUUUUUGUUUUGAAAAAAGUGUAAAAUUAACAUAAAUAUAUAUUUUGAUACCAUUGAUAAAAAGAUAAGGAUAAUAAAUAAAUAAAUCUGGAUUAAUGUAGCAUUAUUGCUGAUAAAUAAUAUUGACAUAAAGAUAAUUUAAAAAAAUAAUUAAUUUCAAAAUGAUGGGUAAACGUACACAUUGUUAUUUGUGUGAUUUACCACGUAUGCCAUGGGCAAUGGUAUCAGAUUUUUCCGAGCCAGUUUGUCGUGGUUGUGUUAAUUAUGAGGGUGCUGAUCGUAUUGAUGUUGUACUUGAUGCUGCUAAACAAAUGAAAAAAGCACAUGGUUUUCAAGAUACACGUCCAUCAGCAUCAAAAGCAUACAGAAGUACACCUCACAGUGAACACAAUGGUGGUGGUGCAACUAAUUUAGAUGUAUUACCAAUACAAAAUGUCAGUCAAGCACACACAAGAUCACAUCAUAAUAUUGCAAAUUAUCCACAAUUACAUCAUCGUAAUUCAAUAACUGAACAAUUUAAUACAAAUCCACGACAACAACAGCAACAGCAGCAGCAACAACAGCAACAACAACAACAAUUAGUAGCAGCUGCACGUCAACAACAACAACAGCAGCAACAACAACAACAACAGCAACAUCAUGAUGAACCACAUGAAAUUGUUAAUGGUGGUAUAAGAAAUCCAAAUGUUAGAAUUUCAAAUGCACAUCUUGCUGCUGCUGCUGCUGCACACCAUGUGACUAUGGGACCAAGUCGUGGUACACAACUUAAAAGAGGUAUAUCAACAAUUGAUGAAGAUGAUCAUCCAGAAAAAAGAUUAACAAUUGAAGAACAUCAACCAAGACCACCAUUAACAAGAGGUGAAUCAUUACCAGCAGUUAGUCUUGCUGUUAGUUAUGUACAAGACAGAAACAAGGAUAAACAUCCAGUCAGAGCACCAAGUUUUGAAACAGCAACAACAUUUAAAACAAAUGGUGGAUAUGUUGGACCAUCAAUACCACUUGCACCAGCAAGUGUUGCAACAAAUGGUGGUGGUUCACCAUUACGUCCAAGAACAACACCACCACCACCUCCUCCACCACCACCAACAUCACAAGAAGCUGUAUCAGUUAAUCCACAAGUUAAUCAUCAUCAAGUUAAUCCAGUUGGUCCAUCACCAAUGGCUGCAUUAAUGUCUGUUGCUGAUACAUUAACAUCACCAGAAUCAGUACCUCAACCACCAAAUAAUCCAAGUCCAACAAGCAGAAGUCCACCAACAACUGCUGCAAAUGCACAACAAAGAAGUGUUUCUAGAGGAUCACAACACAGUCCAAAUAGUUCAGGUUCUGGUAGAAGAUCAAGUGGUUCUAGACAAGUAUCAUCAACAACCGUUAUGACAUCAUCUGAAGGUGCAGUAACUGGCCAGACUGCUGGAUCAGAACCAGUUGCAGCACCAGCACUUAAAUGUACACUUUGUCAAGGACGUCUUGAAGAUACACAUUUUGUACAGUGUCCAAGUGUAGCUCAUCAUAAAUUUUGUUUCCCAUGUAGUCGGGAUAGUAUCAAAAGACAAGGAGCUGGUUCAGAGGUUUAUUGUCCAAGUGGUGAAAAAUGUCCUCUCGCUGAUAGUCAAGUACCAUGGGCAUUUAUGCAAAAUGAAAUAGCAACAAUACUUGCUGAGGAUACACCAAGUUCUGGAUUAAAAGUUAAAAAAGAACGUGAAACUUAAAUUAAUAAUUAUUCCUCAAUUGUUAUUAUUGAGGUUUCAAAAUUUAUAUAUACUGUUGAAAUCAAUUAUUGUCAAUUUGAUAAUAAUUUUGAUCAAUGCAGGUUGUGUUUGGUGGGAAUCCGUGAAGGUCCACCAGGCAUUUUUCCUCUUGGUUAUUUUAUUAAUUAUAAGAAAAAAAAAACAACAGUAAAAUUAAAUUAUAAAAACAAAAAAAAAAACAUUGAGUAAAAAUUCAAAAGUGAUUUAAAUUUAAAAAAAUAAUAAUUGUAAAUUUUUUUGAGAGAAUAAUGAUCAGAGCCGAAGACGUUUAUUUGGAAAUUAUUUGUUCGAUUGUUGUGUGUCACGGAUAAUUCGAUUGGUAAAUAGAUAUUUUAUUUUUCAAUUUUUUAAAAUUUAUUUUUUUUAUUUAAUUUUUUUUUUCUUCAUCAAAAUCGAAUUGACGAGACAUUGUUUUGUGUCUGAAAAUAAAUGACGGUUUAUGAGCAGUAGUCUUCGGCAAUUAUGCACGAUGGUAUAUAACAAUGCACUAAAAAAAGUAGCAAAAAAAAAAUUAUAACGUUUUUAUUUAAAAAAAAAAAAGAGAAAAGAUGAAGCAAAAAAAAAAAAAAAAAAAAAAAGUUUGUACUUAGGCCUGAUCGCCUCAUUGAUGAAGCGCUAAAGCAGAUUGAUAUCAUAUUUUUAAUAAUAACAAUAAGUAUAAUAAUAAUUACCAAAAUUGAUUAUAAAAAAUAAAUAUUAAUCAAAAAAAAAACAAUGAAAUGUGAUUAUUAAUAAUAUUCUCAUUGUUUUAUAAAAUUUAAAUUUUUUCUUUAUAUAAUUUUAUAAAUUCAUCUUAUCGGUAAUUUUAAUAUUUUUCAUUUUAUUUUCCUAUCAAGUAAAAUUCAUUUUGCGUUUAACAUUUGGACAAGCUAAAAAAACUCUUGGUGUUUUGCUCCGAGCCAAAUUUUUUUUUGUACAUUCUGUAUAUGUGUACAUACAUUCAAAAAUAAUUCUUACUAACACAAAAAAAAAAAAAACAACUCACUCAUAUAUUAAUAAAGUUUAAGACUAAAGGCGCAAUUAAUUUAUCAAUGUACAAAAAAUAACUGAAAAAUUAUUAAUAAUAAUAAUAUAAAUUUGAAAGUUUUUACAUUGAUUUUUCAUCAUUAUUCUUCAUUGAUGUAAGACAGCUUUUAAAUCAAGUUUUAGUAUUACCAAAAGUAAAAAUCUUUUUAUAUGCACAAAUUGGAAUUUUAGUCUUUCAAAUUUUGCAAAAAUUAAAAAAACAUUUUGCAUUGCAUAAACACAUACAUUAUCUAUAAUUAAAAAAUUGUCAAGUUACUUGAAAGUUGUCUCAAUUCAUUAGCAGCAAUUAGCAAAAAAAAAAAAUACAAAUAUCUAUAUAUUCAAUAAUAUUAUCCAUCAAAUGACAAGUAUAUAAAAAAAAAACCAUGUCAAUGAUGAAAAAAAUGACAACAGUUGAAAGAUAAAUAAAAGUUAAUAAAUUAUUAAUAAGAUGAAUGAAAAGAAUAAUUUAUAAAAAAAAAAAAAAAAAUAGUGAGAAAGAAAAUUGUUGCCACUAGAAUUUUUAUUUCUUCAAAGUCGGCUUUUGUCAACAAAUUGAAGAGAAUAAAA